Jatropha curcas is the source of this 1416-nucleotide messenger RNA. RefSeq lists its product as uncharacterized. The record is from RefSeq and is a predicted model, not a curated record. Gene Ontology annotation, cellular component: U4/U6 x U5 tri-snRNP complex; U2-type prespliceosome; U2 snRNP. Gene Ontology annotation, molecular function: snRNP binding; RNA binding. NCBI's taxonomy places the organism in Eukaryota, Viridiplantae, Streptophyta, Magnoliopsida, Malpighiales, Euphorbiaceae. Gene Ontology annotation, biological process: mRNA splicing, via spliceosome.
GAAAUCAAACGGCUGUCUCUGCGCAACGCGUGUGCCCUAACAAAACCCUCCUAAACUCAAAUCCCCAAUCUUUUUACAGUCUUUCUUUCUCCCUUUCAUCUCUAACCCAAUUCCACCAUUUUCUUUUCUCUGCUCUACACUCUAUACUUUAUAUAGAGUGUAUAGCAAAAUUUUUUAAAAGAAACCAUAUACCCCAGUUAGAGAAACCCUAGAUUCGCAAAAUGUCGAUGUCCAAGAGCUCCAAGAUGCUCCAAUACAUCAACUAUCGGAUGCGGGUCACCAUUCAGGACGGCCGGCAGCUGGUCGGGAAGUUCAUGGCCUUCGACCGCCAUAUGAAUCUCGUCCUUGGUGAUUGCGAGGAGUUUCGCAAGCUCCCACCUGCUAAGGGCAAGAAGAACAACGAGGAGCGAGAGGACCGCCGUACCCUUGGCCUUGUUCUUCUCCGGGGUGAAGAGGUCAUUUCCAUGACUGUUGAAGGUCCUCCUCCUCCUGAAGAGUCACGCGCCAAGGCUGUCUCUGCUACUGCUAUUGCUGGUCCUGGAAUUGGUCGUGCAGCUGGUCGUGGAAUACCUACUGCUCCUCUUGUUCAGGCUCAGCCUGGUCUUGCUGGUCCGGUUCGUGGUGUUGGUGGACCUGCACCUGGUAUGAUGCAGCCGCAGCUCUCUCGUCCUCCGCAUCCACAACUUUCUGCUCCGCCUAUGACUUAUCCAGCACAGGGUCCGCCUGGUAGCGCCCCGCCUGUUAUAAGGCCUCCUGGUCAGAUGCCUCCUCCGCCUUAUCCUGGGCAGGCUCCACCAAUGGGUCGGGGUCCACCUCCAAAUGUUCCACCUCAGUUUGCAGCUCGACCACCACAACAGGGGUACCCCAUGCCACCACCGCAGUUUGGACAGAGACCAAUGGGAAUGCCACCACAGCCGCAAGCGCCCAUGAUGAGAGGACCUCCGGCUCCGCCAAGACCUGGAAUGCAAAACCAGCCCCCUCGUCCUGUAAUGCCUCCUCCACCUGGUGGUGUCCCUGUUUAUGGACCGCCUCGUCCGGGCGGUAUGCCACCUCCUCCCAAUCCUCAACAGCAGCAGCAGAAUCAGCAACAGCAAUGAAUAGUUCCAGGCUGAUUGCAGUUUUGUGAAGAAAGUUAUUGGAUGGCGUUUGUAGAACGAAUUGUCUCAAGCGGUGAUGUCUUUAUUUGCAUUUUGCCAUCUAAUUUCGAGUUCUCUAGUGUUUUGAACUAAUGUGUAUCCCUCUGCUAUUGUAGCUAUAGGAUUUUUUAAUGCUGUAAUGAUACUAAAAGUUAUGUUGCUAAGCAUGUCUUACCAAAAAUUACAUUAGCACAUAUGAUCACUAGACACAAAUUCUUGUAGUGCAGCAUUUUAAUUGAACUUAUCUGCAAGAAAAUAUUUAGAAUUUUGUAUUGGCUUA